GUCUAUGGUUUACACGUAAAGCGAGUUCAAGAUUGUCAUUUGAAGAGGUUUGAGAACGGUGUCUGAAAAUUAAACUUAUAACUAUAACAUAUAGGAAACCAAAAGGAACAAGAUCACAGGAAACAGAAAAUGCUCGUUCCAGGAUGCAGAGAGCGAUGUUACUAUUUUUAAUUGAUUCGUGAAAAUAAGACUGACGACUGAGAAAACCGCCGAAGUUCCUUAUUGUGCGUCUUGCGGGACAACGAUGUCUCUCUGGAGUGAAACAAAUACAUGUCUGAUCGUGGACUUUCCCUGACUGUGAGCACUCGCUUAACCGGGACGUUGCGUCACACUGGACUUUUUGCGCAAUGGCAUGGCAGAAUGUAAAAGUGCAUUUUGUUACUAUACUUUACUUGUGGAUAUGUUCUCAAGUCUCUUGUGAAGUGGCUGUAAACUGCUGGUGGAAUAAAACUCUUCCUGUGGGCCACAAUGUGUCUGUUCUGUGCCACAUGAGUACACAAGGAAGAGCAAACAGUUGUGGUCUCUGCCAACUUUAUGUUAUCAAACUUGACCACAGACAUCAGUUUCCCAGCACAUGUGCCAGUACCAAAGAAACCUUCAACUUUUCCAUCGCAGCAGAACACAGAGAGCAUAUUCACUGCAUGUGUAAUGGAAAUACAUCAGAGACCUGCAACGUUACAGUAAGAGGAGGCUAUCCACCAUUUCCCCCGUCUCGCCCUGAUUGUGCUAUUGAAGACUUAGAAGAUGAAGACAUUUACUGCUCUUGGACUAAAUCCAAUGAGUCAAUGAUUCCAACUGUUUACACCCUUCACUGGAAAAAUUAUGAUGGGAAUGUUAAAUCUAGGGAGAGCAGUAGUGAGAGUGCAGUCAUAAACCGGCGUGAUUAUGUGAAAAGCACUUACACUACAGCAUGGGUCACUGCCAAAAACGUGCUGGGUUCUGCACAGUCUGAAAGGUCUUUCUUCAACACGGGCCAUAUCGUACGGCCAGACCCUCCAUACAAUAUAAACCUCACCUCUGACCCACUGGAGUUCAUCUGGGACAUGAACUGUGACAGAGUGGGCCACUUGGACAAGAGCUGUCAAGUGCAGUACCAUGCACGCAAUCACAUGCUGGACUGGAUUGAGGUGGAUGAUUGCCAGGUCAUGUUUGUGUUGGAGGAUCCCCAGCCAUUCACACAGUACAGUUUUCGUGUUCGCUGCCACUGUGGAUACGAAGAGGAAGUCAUGAGUAACUGGAGUUCAGUGUAUUCAGUCAGAACGCCCCCUGCAGCACCGGUUGGACAGCUGGAUGUUUGGAGUGACUGUGCCCCUAAUUCUGACAAGUCUUCCUGUAACGUCUAUUGGAAGGAAAUGCCCCUGUCUCAGGCUAGAGGGGAAAUUAUCAACUAUAUUGUAACUCUGAAGCUUAAAAAUGGUCAAGCAGAGGUCAAGCAGGUCACCAGGCAACGGAGACACACUGAAAGUUGGCAGCUCGCUGAACAGAGCUGCCUGCAGCUCAGACACUUCGCGCUCAAGCCAGGUGUUAUGGGAGUUUUUGUGUCAGCCAACACCUCAAUGGGCACAUCGGACCCCACAUACAUGCUGUUUGCUGAGAGGGGACAGAGAAUGCCUGAGGUGAAUCUGAGUGUAAUAGGUGAGAGCCAGGCGCUGCGGGUCUCAUGGUCCAUACACCCACAGUUCUCUGAGAGUGUCCUGGAGUAUGUGGUACAGCAUGUGUCUGUAGUACCUCACUGUCUGUGCCUGAACUGGGUCAGAGUAAAGAGAACCCAGAAAUCUGUCACACUCACAGGUGACUUCUGGAACUACACAGCUUAUAAUGUGUCACUGUUUGCAGUCUUCAACAACCACAGCACUUUCCUCACGUCAGCCAUUGCAUACACACUUGAAGGAGUUCCUCCUAAAGUCCCUCAAAUCCAUGUGAAGAACAUCUCUCACUCCUCUGCCACUUUGAUAUGGAGCCCCAUCCCUGUACAUGAGAGCAACGGUGUCAUCCUGCAUUACUUAGUUGGCAUCAAAGAAACAGGGUUUAAUAUAAGCAGUGACAGAACCAGUAUGCAGUUGUCACAACUGCAGCCGGCCCAGCAGUACCACAUCUGGGUGAGCGCUGUGAGCGCUGCUGGUGAAGGCGCCAGGAGCUUCACCACUUUCUCCACCGAUGAAAAAAACAGUUAUGCUACCCUGUUGGCUGUAUUCAUAAUAUUGACGUUCCUGGUCUUAUUAUUUUGUAUUUUUAAGUUGGUGUACCGACCAACUUGGUGUUUUGUGAAGAUCCCAGAUCCAAUUAACAGUAAAGCAUUUAAGCAUAUGAACUUUCAGCACGCGUGGCCACGGCUAUGUUCUCCUUCUGAACUGAAUAUAAAGAUCUCUGAGCUGGAGAUCGUAGAGAAGCUGGAUCGCGACACACCUACUCCUCCAUCAGAGACUGAACCAGAGAAGAUUUUAAUCGAUGUGGAACCCCAACAUUUUCAGCUGCCAAAUGGACUGGGCAGAACAAAUGAAGGUGGAGAUGAGCCUGAGGAAUCAAACAGAGGAAGCAUUUUAAAGCAUGGCAGCUGGGCAAAGGAGUACAGCGAAAUGGUCGACACUGAUGAAGAGGAAGAGUGGUGGGACCAGCAAUGUGUCUCGGACUAUGAAAGACAUUUUUUGCCUGCUGUUGAGGCGAAUUAACUUUUCAUAUCUCAGGAUAGUUCAUCUGUACUGUAGUGCCUUAAAUGGAACAAUCAGAAAGUGUUUGUUCCAAGUGUUUUACUGAAGAACAAGGUGUGCUUUUUGAUCAGACACUGAAAAGAGUAUUAAGAAAGUGUUAUUCAUGAAAUGACACAGAUGUAUCCGUGAGAGAGGUCUUGCACAACUAUGCACAGAUUUUUACAUUUACAGUCUUCCACACUAGCCGCAACAUUUAAAGUUGGCGUAUAUUUUUUGCACCACUAGCAUUGUCAAGUGGAAUAAGGACUAUAUAGGUUUCUGGAAUACUGUCCCCUUUUGCCAUUGGUCAGAUGUUCCUGCCUCAAACUCACGCCAUUGGUUGAGCUAAUGUUAGGAGGGUCAGAGUGCUCCGAUAAACAACAAAGUUUUGAUAGCUCCACAGUCACAUGUGGUUAACACUUUUCAGGGAAUUCAACCUACAAAUGUCUUAUAGUUAUCUCUGCACAUUAAACCUUGUAUUUCAACUUGCACGUGACACAAAUGAGACGUUAUUACAAGUAGACACAGCACACAAUUGAAUGUAAAAAGCUUGUUUUUGUACAUAAUAAAUAUUUUUUAUAUGUGAA
This is a messenger RNA of Sinocyclocheilus anshuiensis, 3274 nucleotides long. Its product is annotated as interleukin-12 receptor subunit beta-2-like. The coding region runs from base 348 to 2669 and encodes 773 amino acids. NCBI's taxonomy places the organism in Eukaryota, Metazoa, Chordata, Actinopteri, Cypriniformes, Cyprinidae. The record is from RefSeq and is a predicted model, not a curated record. Gene Ontology annotation, molecular function: protein binding. The transcript has 15 exons.